Messenger RNA from Aspergillus melleus, 2025 nucleotides. Its product is annotated as threonine/serine exporter family protein. The record is from RefSeq and is a predicted model, not a curated record. The transcript has a single exon. NCBI's taxonomy places the organism in Eukaryota, Fungi, Ascomycota, Eurotiomycetes, Eurotiales, Aspergillaceae. Gene Ontology annotation, biological process: transmembrane transport. Gene Ontology annotation, molecular function: transmembrane transporter activity. Bases 1 to 2025 code for a protein of 674 amino acids.
AUGGCAGAAGAGAUUCCCCUGGAAAACCGUCACCGCCGUGAGAAUAGUGCCGCCACGUAUCACAGACGGACCUGGUCGGAACGAGAUGUUGCAAACGAGGCUGAUGGCCUGAUCCCCGACACUCCUCCCACCCAGCCCGAGACGAACCCCCAAGAUGGCUUCGCGACACGAUUCCGACAGGCUGCUUCGAGACUGGGAGAACGACUGGGACGUGAUCCAGACGACGGGGACGCGUUGGAUGCCAGUCUUCACCCUGACGGGUACGGCGCUAUCGACGAUAUGCAGCUGGCAGACCUAAUGGAGGCAGACCUCCAUGAUGACGCGUUUCGUUUGAAGCUGCGAAAUGCGCUGGAUUCCGAGGCGCAUGCUCUGGCCAGAGGACUGGGACUGCGAAAUAUGCAUCCCAAAGGACAGGCUGUGGAGAAUGGUGCGGACGUUAAUGGCGGAGUGCUGUCGCACCUCAUGCAGAGUUAUACCGGCCAUCGACGCCAUUUCAGCGAAAGUACCCUGUCCGUUACCUCUGUAGAGUCGACCGCUUCCCAAGAGUCGCAGACUGGCAAGAAGAAAAAGCCGCGAAAGCAGAAAUGGUACGAUGAGGACGAGAACGAGCCUCGCAGCAACGGGAAAGGCAAGGGCAAGGGCAAGAACAAAGGGAAAGGAAAGAAGCGCCAGGUCCAACUGACCGAGAGAGUCGGCGCUAUUUUGGCCCGCCAGCAAUAUAUGAUCCGACUCUGCCGUGCGUUGAUGAAGUACGGCGCCCCAACGCAUCGACUUGAGGAAUACAUGCAGAUGACUGCCAACGUCUUGAGUGUCCAGGGCCAGUUCAUGUAUCUUCCGGGUUGCAUGAUCAUGUCUUUUGAUGACCCCUUGACGCAUACAGCCGAGGUAAAAGUGGUCAGCGUGGCACCGGGCCUGGAUUUGGGGCGGCUGGCCAUGACGCACAACGUCUAUAAGAAAGUGAUGCACGGCAAAUUGGAGGUGGACCAGGCGAUCUCAGACCUGGAUGAACUGAUGAAGCGCAAGAAUCGCUAUCACGAACCCUGGGUUAUGGUAAUUUUGUCCGGCCUGGCCAGCGUGGCCGUAGGGCCUUGGGGUUUCAACGCUCGUCCGAUCGACAUGCCCAUCAUCUUUUUGCUCGGCUGUCUGCUGGGUAUCCUGCAGCAUGUACUUGCCCCGGCAUCAGCGAUGUACUCAAAUGUGUUCGAAGUCAGCGUGGCGAUCCUGGUUUCUUUCUUGGCCCGCGCAUUUGGGAGCAUUCGGGUAGACGGGGAGGCGGUAUUUUGCUUUCCUGCUAUGGCGCAAGCUUCAAUUGCAUUGAUUCUUCCGGGAUACUCAGUUCUGUGCAGUAGCCUGGAAUUGCAGUCUCAUCAGAUUGUGGCCGGGUCCAUCCGACUGGUGUACACAAUUAUCUACUGUUUAUUCUUGGGUUACGGAGUCACGGUUGGAAUCACAAUAUACGGCCUCAUUGACAGCAACGCAACGACAGAGUCCGCCUGUCCGGCGGAUAGUCUGCUCGUGUAUGGAAGCGACUACAUUCAGCGUUUCGUCUUUGUGGCAAUAUACUGUGCCAUAGCCGGCGUCAUCAACCAAGCCAAGUGGAAACAAAUCCCCAUGAUGGUCUUCCUCGGCUUGAGCGGGUACGUGACUAACUAUUUCGCCAACAAGGCGCUGGACGGGAGAUUAGCCAGUACGAUCGGAGCUUUUACGAUUGGACUGCUUGCUAAUCUGUAUUCACGAGUGUGGCACGGCCAUGCAGCUGCCGUGAUUGUGCCGGGGAUGUUCACAUUAGUCUCAUCAGGUUUGGCGACCAGCGGAUCAAUUAUGUCUGGAUUGGCUUAUGCUGCCGCUGUGAAGAACAAUACGGCCGCCGACGAUAGUCCCUCCAGUGACUCGUUGCAUGACUCUUUAUCUGGAUUGGGGUAUAGCAUGGUGCAGACCGCACUAGGUAUCACCGUCGGACUGUUCCUGUCAGCUUUGGUCGUUUAUCCAUACGGUAAAAGAAGGAGUGGAUUAUUCAACCUGUGA